AUGGCCACCAACAUCACCUUCCACGCCCCCUCCCUCACCCGCAACGAGCGCGAGACCAAGCGCAACCAGAAGGGUCUCACCAUCUGGCUUACUGGUCUCUCGGCCUCGGGCAAGUCGACCAUCGCCGUCGAGCUGGAGCGCCAACUGCUCACCGAGCGCCAUGUGCACGCCUACCGCCUGGACGGCGACAACAUCCGCUUCGGCCUGAACAAGGACCUGGGCUUCAGCGAGAACGACCGCAACGAGAACAUCCGCCGCAUCUCCGAGGUCGCUAAGCUGUUUGCUGACAGUGCCUCCAUCGCCAUUACCUCGUUCAUCUCGCCCUACCAGAAGGACCGCGACUCUGCGCGUGCCCUGCACGAGAUCGCUACCCCCGGCGAGGACACCGGUUUGCCUUUCGUCGAGGUCUACGUUGAUGUCCCUGUAGAGAUUGCUGAGCAGCGUGACCCCAAGGGCCUGUACAAGAAGGCGCGUGAGGGUGUCAUUAAGGAGUUUACUGGUAUCUCGGCUCCUUAUGAGGCUCCUGCUAAGCCUGAGGUGCAUAUUAAGAACGUGGAUCUGCCGGUUGCCGACGCUGUUAAGCAGAUUAUCGAGUACCUCGACUCCAAGGGCUACCUUCCUCCUAAGAAGGAGUAA
This is a messenger RNA of Penicillium argentinense, 636 nucleotides long. Its product is annotated as adenylyl-sulfate kinase. The coding region runs from base 1 to 636 and encodes 211 amino acids. Gene Ontology annotation, molecular function: ATP binding; adenylylsulfate kinase activity. Gene Ontology annotation, biological process: sulfate assimilation. Lineage: Eukaryota; Fungi; Ascomycota; Eurotiomycetes; Eurotiales; Aspergillaceae. The transcript has 2 exons. The record is from RefSeq and is a predicted model, not a curated record.